Ictalurus furcatus (blue catfish) is the source of this 2780-nucleotide messenger RNA. RefSeq names its product endonuclease domain-containing 1 protein-like. The record is from RefSeq and is a predicted model, not a curated record. Gene Ontology annotation, molecular function: hydrolase activity; metal ion binding; nucleic acid binding. The coding region runs from base 1509 to 2447 and encodes 312 amino acids. Lineage: Eukaryota; Metazoa; Chordata; Actinopteri; Siluriformes; Ictaluridae. The transcript has 2 exons.
AUAAUUUAUUUAACCAGGUAUGAAAACAUCCAAAUCCAACACUACUAUUAAUAAUAAGAAAUAAUUACAUUCAACAUUACAUUCCAAUCAAAUCCAAAACAUUAUAACAUAACAUGAGAGAGACAACACUUACAUACCAGGUAGAGAUAAACUACACACAGUGAUCGUGUGGGAGAUCUGUCUACAGAUUCCCUGAAUCUUUGCCCAGCUCUCCCCUAAAUACCCGGAUGCUCUGUGGUCCACCAAAAGGUGCUGUUUGUGAUUAUAAUUUGAUUAAAUUGUGGAAGGAUGUACCUUAUUUACAUACAGGAGAUCAUUUGAGUGAGGGACCUUGGGAGAGUUUGCCUUUAACGGCAUGUACCAUUUUAUUUAAACUGCUGUUGAGGGAAUGAGAACAUAAUUUCCAGUCGCACUGAGACCUUUUGUGUAAUACAGUAAACAUGUCUAGGUGACAUCUUAUUCGCAUUGAAACAUGUUAUGUAAUGUAUAUUGACCUUGGGUGUGUUUAAGUUAUCUCGACACAGAGAGAGAGAAGGGUGUGAGGAGAGGAAGUGAGGAUCUUCCAGGCUCCACUCAGCAUGAUGUGCUAUCUCAGGUGUGGAUGCUAAUUUUGAUGUACAGUUCCCUCCGAAACUAUUGGAACACGAGGCCGAGUCAUUAGACGUCUGUGUUCGAGAUCAGAAGAUGGAGAUGAGACGAGAGUUCAGGAUUUCAGUUUUUAUUUCCUGGUGUAUACGUCUAGACGUGUUAAACACCAUAAAACACAACCUUCCGUAUCAGAACACACCGUUUUUAGGUGAGCAAAAGUAUAGGAACAGAUCAGUCUUAAGGUAAGUAAAUAACACUAAAUAAUUGGUUGCAUUUCCCUUACCUGAAAUAACUGCAUCAAUCCUGUAACUCACUGACACCAAGAUGUUUUAAGAGUGGAUCUGAUGCGUGUCUGAUCUAGGACCACAUACGACACUGGCUAAGGUCUGAUUUGAAAUGAUCCAGCAAUUGGGAAAAGAAUCAGAUCUGUGUGACAUUCAGGCAGAAAAUCAGAUGUGAUGAAGAAAAUAAAGAGAUUGUGUAAGUCACUCUGGAGAAGAGUUACACAGUUGUAGUUUGUCUUUCGGCUGUGUAGCACGGACACAAGCGCUCUUGAGGAAAAUGUGUAACUACAAUGACUGAGGAGAAUAAAAAUUGUUGAUCGACACUGACGCUGUUUCUAAUCAUUGCAUGAGGCGCGCAGUAGGUUCUCCUUGAGUUCCAGACAUGUUUGGAGCUGUGUGUAAUUGUUUCAUGUUGCGGUGUGUAUUCUUUAUAUCGUGUGUGUUCUUUCCUUUUCUUUAAUUCUGUGUUUGAACAGUUGAUCGUGUAGCUUCCUGUUUGUAGGAGGACGGACACAGUAACGUAGCUCUGCUGAUCACGCCUGCCUCGUGUUGUCUAUAUAAAGUCUCUGACUCUGAGACUCUUCUGCACUCGUCGUUCAGUGAACAUUGUGUUCCUCUUCUACGUCUGCGUCCAUCAUGAAGCUCCUCAGUGUGGUUCUCCUUCUGCUUCCACUCUCGAUCUGUUUGGCUGAAGUCGUGAAGGAUUUUACUAAGAGCUGUCCAGGGUUCUUCGCUACUCCGAAUGAUGUCGUUUCUCCUCCUACGGGUUUUACUGGGACUCAGUAUAAACAGAUCUGUCAAACUCGAAAUAAUCAAGCUGAAUUCGCGACACUUUAUGACACGGAGAACAGGAUCCCAGUUUACUCAGCAUACAGGUUUACCGGUCAAAUGAAGUGUAACAGAUUGGACAAGUGGCAUACUGAACCUGAGCUGGAAGCUGGAAUGCAGGAUCAAAACCAGAAAACUUGUCUAGUUAAUCAGGCUGAGAACGGAGAUUAUAAAAAAUCUGGCUAUGAUAGAGGACACCUGGCUCCAGUUUUCCUUGCCACCUCACAGAACUGUGCUGAUGCCACCUUCACGCUGACCAACGCUGCUCCACAGGCGGCAAUGUUCAACCGCAAUACGUGGAUGAGGACAGAAAAAAACAUGAAUGACACACUGACCAAAGAUUGCCUUAAUGUAGGCUGGCGUGCAUUUGUAGUAACUGGGGUUGUGCCGGGUACUGAUACGUUGAAAAAUGAAGGUAGAGUGCGAAUUCCCAGUCACUUCUGGAUGGCAUUCUGCUGCCUUGAUAACAAUAAUAAACCCAAACACUCAGGUGCAUAUAUUGGACAAAAUAAUGAUAAUGAUUGUCCAGUGUAUCGGUGGAGCGUGCAGGAUCUGGAGCCAGAGUUAACAGAGCUGUAUAGGAAACAGUUCCAUAACAUCCCUGAUUUCCACUUCACUUUCUUCGCUGGAGAAUGCUAUACAGAAACUGAAACAAAUGAAUUACAAAUAAUUGAAAACAAAAAGCGUAAAAUGUCUCAGAACGAAAGAAACAAAGACUGUCAAUCAAAUAAACGUCAAAAAUUGUAAAGAAAUUUAAAGCAGGAACGAUGUUGAACUAGUGGAAAGUCCGAGUGUUGAAUGGUUUCAGCGUCUGUCCUGUAUGUUUCCCAUUCAGUGGAGCAACUUCUACACACAUACACUUAAAAAAAUGAAAACUAAUCAGAAAUCAGUCAUGUGUUGAUUGACAUAUUGUUGUACUUUUAAUCAGUUUAUUUCUGUCACUAAAUUGGGAUCAGAUCAUUUAUCAUUAAUCACUGAAUUGCAGUUGGAUUUUCUGCAGAAUUCUACAUCAAUAAAGAGCAUCCGAUUAAACCGUGUCUCCUCUUACUUACUGCCGUAUAACAUCUGGAGCAUAGCUAU